UUUCAAACUUUAAUAAUGGCACUCCAAUCUUCUCUUCUUCAUCAUGCUAGUCAUGUUUCCUUCUCUCUCUCUCUCUAUCUCUCUCUCACACACACACACACACACCCACCACACAUAUAGGUGUCUUUAUGCAAUUUUCUUCCUCUAAGAUUGCUCUUGUAUUUUAUGCUUUGAAAAGCAAAUAAAACACAUAUACAAAGUGUUUUUAUGCAAUUUUGUUCUUCAAUAUUGUUCCUGUUUUUGAUGCUUUGAAAAAGUAAAGUAGGUAAGGACGAAGAAAUGGCAGCCAAUUUCGGAUCACUGAAGCACAGCUUCGCAGAGAGAAGCAAGGAAAGGUUGCUCUCUAGAAAAGACUACUUGGAGCUAGGGUUUGGCCGAUCUGAGGACCGUAGCGACGUUCGAUCACUUCGCGAUAAGUUGGACAAUUUGUGUGUUAAUGUUCGAAUCACUGCAACCAAGGCUUAUGAAAUGGGUCAUUCUGAUCCUCGGAAAAUUAUUUUUGCUGCUAAAAUGGGUUUGUCUCUCGCUUUCGUCUCCAUACUCAUCUUCUUCAAAGAACCACUCAGUUAUAUGAGUCAAUACUCAAUCUGGGCAAUCCUCACUGUCGUUGUGGUCUUUGAGUUUAGCAUAGGAGCAACACUUAACAAAGGAUUUAACCGUGCUUUGGGGACAUUAUCAGCUGGAGCGCUUGCUCUGGGCAUUGCUGAACUAUCUCAGCUGGCUGGAGAAUUCCAAGAAGUUUUCAUUGUGAUUAGCAUCUUUCUUGCAGGAUUUUGUGCUACCUAUUUGAAACAGUACCCGGCAGUGAAGCAAUACGAAUAUGGAUUCCGGGUGUUUUUGUUGACUUAUUGUAUUGUGCUGGUGUCGGGGACUUCAAAAUUUGUCCAAACAGCGAUAUCUCGAUUACUGUUAAUUGCUGUUGGGGCUGCCGUUUGUUUGGUUGUAAAUAUCUGUAUCUACCCAAUUUGGUCAGGCGAGGAUUUGCACAAAUUGGUAGUGAAAAAUUUUAAGGGUGUUGCUACUUCCUUGGAAGGCUGUGUAAAUGGAUACUUACAAUGUGUUGAAUAUGAGAGGAUUCCUUCAAAAAUUCUUACCUACCAAGCUUCUGAUGACCCAAUGUAUAGUGGGUACAGAACUGCUGUAGAGUCAACAAGUCAAGAGGACUCUCUGUUGGGUUUUGCUGUCUGGGAACCACCUCAUGGCCGGUAUAAAAUGUUCAAUUAUCCUUGGAGUUUAUAUGUCAAAUUGAGUGGUGCAUUAAGGCAUUGUGCAUUCAUGGUCAUGGCAAUGCACGGUUGUGUACUUUCAGAAAUACAGGCUCCACCGGAACUGAGACAGGUCUUUUGCCAUGAGAUUCAGAGGGUUGGCUCAGAAGGGGCCAAAGCGUUGCUAGAGCUUGCAAACAAAGUAGAAAAGAUGGAGAAAUUAAGUGCUGGAGACAUUCUCCUUCAAGUGCAUGAAGCUGCAGAAGAGUUACAAAUGAAGAUAGACGAAAAAUCGUACCUUCUUGUUAACUCGGCAACUUGGGAAGGUGCAAAGCGGCCCAAGGAAUUUGAAGAUCCCAAUAAUCUUGAAGUGAAGGAUAAUGAAAAUAAACAAACGGUGAUACACUCACUUAGUGAAUUUGCUCUCAACCUAAGAUCAACGUCCACGUUAAGACACUUUGAUCCACAGAAUCCUAGCAUGAGCAUCAACCCCUCCAUUCCACAAUGGGGUUCCUCAGAGGAUAUGUUCAACAAACAGGUAAUGUGGCCUUCACGUCUCUCACUUUUGGGGGAUACCGUUCUCAAUGAACGUGAGGUAAGGACAUAUGAGAGUGCGAGUGCACUAUCGUUUGCAACAUUUACUUCCCUUUUGAUUGAGUUUGUAGCAAGGCUUCAAAAUAUUGUGAAUUCUUUUGAAGAGCUUAGCGAGAAGGCGAAUUUUAAAGAACCGGUAGAACAACCUAUGUCAGAGGACGGUCUUUGGACCAGGUUGCUCAAGUGCAUUGGACUAAAGGAUUGAGUUUGGGUUAUUGUACUGGUUCAAGAUUGUCAGUUUGAUUCACCAUAGGAUUGGAUUACGUGGUGCAAUUGAAACCGUUGAGCUAAUGCGCCCCAGUAAGCAUUUCUUGGCUAGAGGCUAUCUUCUGUGCAAAUGCACAAGAGCAUUUGUAGUGAAACCUCAUCGGUAAGUGCUCAGUUUUCCGAUUUCCAUAUACACAACGAAUGUUGGUAGUUCCAACUUCCCAAAAGAAAAUGUAUAGGGA
Camellia sinensis is the source of this 2248-nucleotide messenger RNA. RefSeq names its product aluminum-activated malate transporter 4. The record is from RefSeq and is a predicted model, not a curated record. Gene Ontology annotation, biological process: malate transport. NCBI's taxonomy places the organism in Eukaryota, Viridiplantae, Streptophyta, Magnoliopsida, Ericales, Theaceae.